Messenger RNA from Dendroctonus ponderosae (mountain pine beetle), 846 nucleotides. RefSeq names its product RYamide neuropeptides. The record is from RefSeq and is a predicted model, not a curated record. NCBI's taxonomy places the organism in Eukaryota, Metazoa, Arthropoda, Insecta, Coleoptera, Curculionidae.
AACAGUAAAGUAAAUUAGUAUUAGAAAUCUCUAGAGUCGUUUGGAAGGGAGGCCCUUCAGAUUUGUGACGAUGUCGGAAAAAACUCCAGCAAAGAGCAAAGAGGUUCGUCGAAUCAUGAUGAAAAACAAUUGAUAUGAACCAAUGAAAUGAUGGCCUCCCACAGGUUUUACGCACGUGAUGCGCCAUCCUGUCGACAAUAUAAAACAGGACGCUCUGUAUUGUUGGUUUUCUUCACGAGACCGCAGCAGUGUCCAAACGCCAUCCAACACGCAAGAAGUGGCUCUCCAGCGACCCUCCAGGAGAUAUAUUCCACAGUACAGAUGCUCGUCCGAAAAGUUCCAGUGAUAUUCGUGUUCUUGGUGUCCAUCUUCAUUACAGUCGUAAAUGCCGACAUGGAAUCGAUCAAGCGGAUACCAAGUCAUUCCUUCAAGCAAAUGAUGAGAUAUGGGCGGUCAAGUGCCAACAAUGAAAAAAUUAAUGUUAAUCCUCGAGCGGACUUGUUUUACCUCGGCCCAAGGUAUGGAAAACGAGCUGGGCCAACUUUAGCGAAACUGGACACUGUCUACGAUAGCACUUUCAUGCCUUGUACAUACACGGGAGUUGCGGAUCUUUAUAGAUGCGAUACUUCCAGGUCAACUAUGAGGGAAGAUCGACGAAAAUAAGAAGUUUCACGAAUGUAACGCAGCAUUAGAGUGUCGAGAGUCACCGCAAGGCUGGAGUGGCUAUCGAUACCAACCACUUUAUAUCUUCCUUCAUAUUCUGCAAUUUUUAUGUGUAGUUCUAAUAAAACUAACUAAAUAUGUAUGUGCGUUAAUAGUAAGUAAUAUAAUCUUUCAAUAAUGGCA